Molecule: messenger RNA, 2513 nt
Organism: Megalops cyprinoides (Indo-Pacific tarpon)
Lineage: Eukaryota; Metazoa; Chordata; Actinopteri; Elopiformes; Megalopidae
Product: zinc finger protein 250-like
Exons: 8
Coding region: 35-2317 (760 amino acids)
Source: RefSeq, a predicted model, not a curated record
GAUCGCCAACUCGCUCUCUCUGCGUUUCGUUGCGAUGGAAACAGAGGUUUCAUCAAGAAAGGAAAUCAGAGAUCCCUCUCUUCCUCUCUCCUCCUUGCGCCUUUUGGUUCCCCCUCUACGACUGUUCUCUGCAGCCAUGUGGCAAGUGGUGCAGCAGCGAGACAUAAUGCAUUAUGGGAAACUGGAGGAGUUUGUGACUUUGGUGACAGAGGCAGUCCCAGAGCUGCUGAGUUACAGACAGAGGAACCAGCUGAUUCUGGCACUGCGAGCGAGGAGCUCUGAUGUGAAGGUGGAGGCAUCAGAAGCUGAUUUUGUGGAGCUGGUCCAAACCCUGCUGAAAGACCCAGCUGAGAGAGAGCACUUCCUCCAGCUGGGUCCCAGUUAUGACUCAGCUCUGCAGAUGCUGGUGUGGGAGUUCCUCUCCAGACUGGAGCAGCUGCUGCCAGUACCAGACCUCGAACAGACUGUGUCCUGGCUCAUUGCUGCCCCCUCUGUCCUGGAGGAGUGUGUGCAGUCUGCCUCUGACCCACAGCAGCUUAAGACCCUACUCCAGCACCACAGAUGUGUUGGACACUUGGACAGGAAUGUGACUCCUCCCUCCAUAGACAACUGUAUCCUGUCCUCACUUUCCCUAACACCAUUUGGAAAAGUUGAUGAUUCGGCUGAACUGAUUGAAUGUGAUAACCAAUCAGAACCUGCAUAUGGCUCCAAAAAGUUAAGCACCCCCUCUUCAGGUGAAGAGAUGACAGAAUGUGUGAUGGACAGCAGAGAUUACACAGUAGUGGAGCUGGGAUCAGGUCUGAACAGAAGUGAAGACAUAGAGGAGAGGAUGGAGAGGAAGACUGGAUAUGGGAUGAGCAGGGAGGAGAUAGACAUACUAUCCAACAUAAAGGUGGAGGAAGAGGAAGGUGGGGACAGUAAGGAGAUGAAGGAGGAUGGUGUGAAAGACGAAGAGGACAAGGGACUUUGGAGGGAGGGCCAAAAAGAGAGAGAUGAACAGAGGGAGAGAGGUGAAAGUGAUCCAGCCAUCCAAACUGACAGAGAGCUGAAGAAUGAAGGAAAAUCAGACUGUAGCCAACAGGAAGGGGAGGGCCUUUCACCUCAGGUCACGUCCUGUCUUCUCAAACAGCCUAGAGUGCUGAUUCGCCGACUUGAGGUCACAGAGAUGUCAGUUCCUGUAUCAUCACUUCCUCAUCCUGUGGUCAGUAAUGGGAACCAGGGAGUGAGAUCUCAAUGGAGACGGGAUGAGUUUACUCCAGGGAUGGAAGAGGGCUCACUGAGGCAGAAGGAACAGGUCAUGAUCCAGAAGGAGGAGAUGAUUGACAGCUUGGAGAACCCCCUGAAAGAGCCUCCAGAUUCAUCAGAGCCAGAGAUCUGUGCUGAACCCUCCUUUGAAUCUUCUGUCAUCCCCCUCAGUAAAGGAAACACAGGGCAGACAGCUGAGGUGGCGUCUCAGGUCUUUGCCUGCUCCCAGUGCCCAUUCACUCACAUGGAAGAAGUGAACCUUCAGCAGCACAUUGAGAAGGUUCACCCAGAGGAGUACAGCAGGAUUCUGGAAUCUGGAGGAAAUGGAGCAGAGAACCCACUGCCUCCCAGCAGCACCCCUCAGCACCCCACACAGACCUUCAGUCAAUCAACUACUUUGAAGAAACAUCAGCGAACCCAUACAGGAGAGCGGCCAUACCACCACUCUCAGUGUGGGAAGAGUUUCACUCAAUCAAGUGCUCUUAAAAAACACCUGAGAAUUCACACAGGGGAACGUCCAUUCCACUGCGCCCAAUGUGAGAAGAGCUUCAGUCAUAUGAGCGGUUUGAGAGAGCACCAGCGAAUUCACACAGGGGAGCAUGUCUACCAUUGCUCACAUUGCAGGAAAAGCUUCAUCUACCAAUAUGACCUGAUGCAACAUGAGCAAAUGCACACAGGUGAGCAUCCCUAUCACUGCUCCCAGUGUGGGAAGAGCUUCCCCUAUCAGUCAGCCUUAACACAACAUCAGCGAAUCCAUACAGGAGAGCGGCUGUACCACUGCUCCCAGUGCGGGAAGAGCUUCACCUAUGAGUCAGCCUUAACACGACAUCAGCGAAUCCAUACAGGAGAGCGGCCGUACCACUGCUCCCAGUGUGGGAAAAGUUUCACUCGAUCGAGUGUUCUUAAAAAACACCUGAGAAUUCACACAGGGGAACGCCCAUUCCACUGCUCCCAGUGUGGGAAGAGUUUCACUCAAUCAAGUAAUCUUAGACGACACCAGCAAAUUCACACAGGGGAGUGCCAGUCUGCUGAGAUCAGCACCGGAAGCGAUUCAGUUGAUCAGGUAGUCUAAAGUGACACUAGUAAUCACAGAGGGCAGUGCUAUUCCACUGCUCUCAGUGUGGAAAGACUCACCGAGAGAUUUGACAGAACUCCAAGUCACAGAGAACUGUGAUUACGCUGUUCUAGUGUGGUAAGCUUUGAGCAAUCUGGGAAAACGGCAGUGAUCUCAUGCAAAAGAGCACUCACUGCAUGCUCAGGGCAGCUGA